Molecule: messenger RNA, 2302 nt
Organism: Scomber japonicus (chub mackerel)
Lineage: Eukaryota; Metazoa; Chordata; Actinopteri; Scombriformes; Scombridae
Gene: igfbp2b
Product: insulin-like growth factor binding protein 2b
Exons: 4
Coding region: 107-913 (268 amino acids)
Biological process (GO): regulation of insulin-like growth factor receptor signaling pathway
Cellular component (GO): extracellular region
Molecular function (GO): insulin-like growth factor I binding; insulin-like growth factor II binding
Source: RefSeq, a predicted model, not a curated record
CCACACACAGUCGGCUGUCAGAGGAUCCUGAGGUUCAUGCUUUUUUCCUUCACAGGUCAUUUGGAAUUUCAUUAGCCUCUAAAAAAAAACUGUAGGAAACGUUAGAAUGGCCAUAUAUUUCAAUUACGGGUUGCUGUUUGCAUAUCUUGUACUACCUGGAUUCUUACUUGGGGAUUUGGUUUUCCGAUGCUCAAGUUGCACUGCUGAGCUUUUGGCUGCUUGUCCCAAAGUACUAUGUACAGAAAUAGUGAGGGAGCCUGGCUGCGGUUGCUGUCCGGUGUGUGCCAGGAUGGAAGGGGAACUUUGUGGCGUCUACACACCGAGGUGCUCCAGCGGCCUAAGGUGCUAUCCGAACAUGCAGGUUGAAUUACCUUUGCAACAGCUCAUCCAGGGUUUAGGACGAUGUGGACAAAAAGUGGACGUUGAUGUCACGGCAAGUCAGGCCAACCAGGCUACAAAUGAGGUGCACGGAACUGAGAAUCCACUCACCAGGAGGCCCACCAUAGAGAACUGGUUUUGGCAGCUGGAGUACGCCAAGAAGCAACACCAGAAUGAGAAUAAAAGCAAGAUGAAAAAUCAACUAGAGGAGUCUCGAAUCCAAAGAGUGCCUCAGAAUGCCUGUCAGCAGGAGUUGGACAAGGUCUUAGAGGAGAUCUCCAGAAUGACCUCUGAAGAUAACAGAGGCCCACUGGAGAACCUGUAUGUGCUCAAAUUUCCAAACUGUGACAGACAUGGACUGUACAACCUCAAACAGUGCAACAUGUCCACCCACGGCCAGCGGGGCGAGUGUUGGUGCGUUAACCCCUUAACUGGGAUCCAGAUCCCAGCAACACCCAGAGUCAGAGGGGAUCCCAACUGUAACCAGUUUCAGGAGGAGCUCAGAGUGAUGCCCACUGCAGCAGCCUUCCGCUAACAGCGUUGAAUUUCCUUCAAACUUCAAAAAUCUGUGAGGAUUUGGCCAUGAAUAGGGUUCCUUCAAUAUAAACAUGUAAAGAAGUCACUGUACAUAAGGGCUUUUUUUAAUUGACACUGUGUUUAAGGUUAAACUGGUUUAAAGGAUAAGGCUGGUUUUAUUCUCUAUUUUUCUCAACACUACUGGCUUUGGUUGCACAGGUAAUACUCGGUAGGAGGAUGAAUUCAUUGUUUGUUUUUGGUCUUUUCGUGGGAUUUGAUGAAGACAAAGCUGCAAUCAUUAUUUCCGGGCCACUUGGGGGCAGCAGAACAAACUGUACGCACAGUAUUGACAUAUUACCACACAAUAGUAUGAUGAGUUUUCCCACUGUAGCAGGUACUGAGUAACAUUUAGAGUUGUGUUUGUGGCCGUCAGAGUCACCUAAGUCCCAAUAUUCAUUCUCUUUUAGCUCUAGUUUUGGUCUCCACCAACUCCUGAGAUAAUUAUCUGUCCUCUUUGGUGCUAAAUGCUCCACCAUGUUCACCAGCUUGAUAUAAGCGUUGAUGCUUCUUUAGUGUAAGGCACAUAGUGUACACUGGGUUUAACAGAGCUUCUUUGCUUACAUUUGCUACUGCCAGAAAUGAAACUGAUGAAAGUGGAGUUGGAGGGCUAGAAAUCCAAAACACUGAGCUGAAAGAUGUUAAAAUCCUUCGUACUUAGGGGUCGAGUUUUAAUUCUGUGUGAAUCUGCCACUUUGAACGACCUCUUUCACAUUACAUGCAGUAAUUGAAUCCAUUGCUAGUAUAAAAAUAUGAAUCUUUGCAGUGUUGAGGUUAAACUCAAUAAGGCUUUCAACAGCAUUCAGAACGUCAAACGUUUUGAUUUGAUAUUUCUUUUUGAGUAAACUGCUGUAUAUCCUGGCUUACUCUGGCACAUUCCUUUUCAUUAAUGCCCCCUGUUAAAUAAACCAAUAAUUAAAACAUUUUCAGAUACUUUUUAAUACUUUUUAAUCCAUUAUUUCCUGAAACUACAAACUGCAGCAGUGUGAAGGCCUUGAACACUUGAAUGCUCACAUUAAACAUUGUAACAUCUGUCUCCUUCCAGCCCUAGACAACUGAUACUGACGCCAGAUUUGAUGCCAUGCUAAUAAACUGCCCCCUAAAGUCAGUUCAGGCACACAUGCCUUUAUUUUUCUUGAAAUGUGAGAGACUUACUGGUACUCCUUGAAAACCUUCAACAUAUCAGAUCUGUGCAUACAAAUCUACAACUAAGUGGAUGAUUAAGAAGCUUAUAUUUUUGUAUGAUUAUAUCUUGUCACUUUUCUCUGUGAAGUUUGCUUCCUAUAUUAUAAGCUGUAUUAAAUCUGUUUUGCUCUGACAGUCACCGAAAAGAGAAAGUUGUUGAGGUUUU